UUUUUCAAUACAACAAUGUUUUACCUUAUAUGUUGGUUUUACAGUGGCUCUGUCACAAAAUCUUUGGCUGACUUGGAUCAUCUUGUAAAUGAGGACAUCCUUGCAAAGGACUUUGACAAGGGUGAUCUCAAGGAGUUUUGGGCCUUGAAAGAAAGCAAUCACCUUGAUGACUAUCAAGGUAAUGCCCAAAACGUUCAAUCACCAUUUUCUGCAUUAGACAGCUGGAAGGAAACUAGUAUAAAGAUCCAUAUCCCAGCUGAUGGAGUCCAAUAUGCAUCUGAGGAUGUGGCUUUGCUGUUCAAGGUUCCUGGCCUAUUUUAUUAG
Messenger RNA from Suillus subalutaceus, 324 nucleotides. RefSeq lists its product as uncharacterized. NCBI's taxonomy places the organism in Eukaryota, Fungi, Basidiomycota, Agaricomycetes, Boletales, Suillaceae. The record is from RefSeq and is a predicted model, not a curated record. The annotation marks the transcript as partial. The transcript has a single exon.